Messenger RNA from Trifolium pratense (red clover), 951 nucleotides. RefSeq lists its product as uncharacterized. NCBI's taxonomy places the organism in Eukaryota, Viridiplantae, Streptophyta, Magnoliopsida, Fabales, Fabaceae. The transcript has 3 exons. The record is from RefSeq and is a predicted model, not a curated record. The coding region runs from base 177 to 719 and encodes 180 amino acids.
AGCAUCAGCUUACUUUGUCUUUUUGUUGUUGCCAGCUAGCUACCCACACAUUUCGUGGAUGCAAAGUUGAAAUCUUUUUUGCUUUUCUUGUGUUGUGUUCUCAUCUUCCUUCAUUUACUUCAUCUGGGUCAGUGAGAUUCUUUCAUUGCAAUUGCAAUUUGCAACAACAACCCAAAAUGGAGAAAGCUCUUACUAAAGUAACAAGCUUGAAGGUUGGACUUGGAGAUUCAUGGAUUACUAAGAAAGCCAAACAAGAGUUUUCUAACAUCUCUCAAGACAUCAAUACUUUCUCAAGUACCGUUGAAGAGAAAGCCAAAUGGAUUUUCAACAAACUCAAAGGCAAGCCACAGAAAAGCUUACCGGAUCUCCUCCGAGAGUACAACUUACCGGCAGGGCUAUUUCCACAAAACAUAAUCUGUUAUGAGUUUGACGAAAUCAAGGGUAAGCUGAUUGUCUACUUGCCAUCUGCAUGCGAGGUAAGUUUCAAGGAUUCCUCAGUACUGCGAUACUCAACUCGAGUCAAAGGGGUUCUUACAAGGGGGAAGCUUUCAGCAAUAGACGGAAUGAAAACCAAAGUUCUCGUAUGGGUUAAGGUGACAAGUGUGACAGUUGAAGGUUACAAAUCUGAUAAGAUUUGGGUUACUGCUGGUGUAAAGAAGUCGAGACCAAAGGAUGCUUACGAUACACCUCACGAUGCUCUUAGAGUAUCGGAAUUCUGAGUUUGCACAAUCGGUUAUCGGUGUUGUUUCUGUUAGUAUGGUAAUAGUUAGUCUAAUUUAUUGGAAAUGUUUACACAGAAUGUGUGGGGGUUAGGAUCAUCUUCUCUUUAUUAUAUAUUAUAUUGGAUUGGAUGUAUUGUUGUUAUGGUCAUUCAUUGUCACAUUGAAUGGAAGUUAUUUUGGUGAGUUCGUAUGAGAGCUCUAAUUAUGCAAUACAAAUUGAGGUUGUGCA